Molecule: messenger RNA, 3850 nt
Organism: Musa acuminata subsp. malaccensis (wild Malaysian banana)
Lineage: Eukaryota; Viridiplantae; Streptophyta; Magnoliopsida; Zingiberales; Musaceae
Source: RefSeq, a predicted model, not a curated record
AGAGAGAGACAUAAGGGUUGUGCGUGUGUGUGUGUGUGUGAAAAGUACCACGGAGCCAGCAACAGCUCGGAAGAAAAAGCCUCUCCUUUCCUUGUCAUAAUAGCCUCUCAAGAGGAAUUUGGGGAAUCUUCGGAGGAUGCGAGGUUUUGAUGCUUAAGACAUCGCUUUCCUUUGAGUGCGCCAUUCCUCAGUUUCUGUGUUUGUUAAAAAAGCUUGAAGAUAGAACAUUUCAGGCUGAAGUUUCUUAGUUGGUUCAAAAGCUUGGAAUUAGGAUAUUCCAGAUUGCUACGUCUCCGUUACUCGUAGAUCAAGCCUGGAUUUGAUUCCUCCUCGUGAUUAUGUGUUGGUCUCUAACAAAAACUAAAGGAAUGUCUCACUGGGCCUGAUCUAUCUGGGUUAUUUAAGGGUAAUUUAACAGCAAUCUUUUUCUUCCUUGGAGAGAAAAAAAUAGUAGUUUUUUUUUUUCUGGUACACACGUACCCGAAACUUCAAGAAAAAUAGUGAGCACAAAGUUGUGGACCUAUCUGUGCUACUGAUUUUAUGCUUUUCAAACAUGUCUCUUUAUAGACAAAAGGAUUUCUAUGAUCUUAUAUGAAAAUAAAGGAGAAAGUACCGUUGAUCAACUGAUAUGAAUUCCUACGAGUAGCACAAGUUGAAAUUGGACAUGAGUCUGGUGGUGGGGACAUGCUUCUGCCAAGGGAAGCUGACAUACCUGCUCUUUUCAUUUUCCUGGUUGUGCUUCCUCUUAUCACUUAUGUUUUACUUGGGAUAUGGAACGAGUCUGCAAAGAAGAAGGCAAGGAUAGGAUUGCUUGCUCAGCUUGCUGCUGAAGAAGCUUGCCAAGCAGAAGCAACAACAACUGCUCAUGUUCCUUUAAUUUUGCCUUCAUCAAGAAGCAUCUUUCAUGAAUGUAGUAGAUGUUCUGCUCCUGCUACAACACGCUGCUCGAGGUGCAAGUCGGUUAGAUACUGUUCUGGAAAAUGCCAAAUAAUUCACUGGAGGCAAGGGCACAAGCAUGAAUGUCGACAAUGGAGUGAUAAUUCCUUGAAUGUUACUGCAAGCCUACCUCUUAAUGUCACAGUCCAGCACAAGCCAUUAAUAGAUAACAUAAAAUCACCUUUCCUUGGCAAUGGUGUUGAAGAGUCCAUCCGUUGCAAUAUUCAUUAUACCAUGGAUGAUCCUUCCUCUAUGAUCAUCAAUACAUCUCAAAAUUCAGAGACUGGAAGGAAGCCAUCAGAGAAGUUGGUCUUGAACAAGUUAGGAGGAGCUAAUCUUAACGACAAUGACAGCGCUACGUGUGUGUGUGACGAAGACUCUAGCUAUGGUUUUUCUGCUCAAGCCUCAUUGACCAGCUAUAGGAAUGUGAUUCCUUCAGUGGAUGCUCCUGUGGUGCAUAAGUUGGCAAGUGGAAACUUAACUGCUUCCUCUGGACAAGUCCAUUCGAAUCAAGAGACCAACAGUUCAUCUAAUUCCAGAAACGUAAUGUUUUACCAUGAUACGUCAGCAGAUGAAACAAGAAGGGGAUUGGAACAAAAUGGCUCCUCUGUAUUGUCAUCCCCCUUCCAUUUGGAUCAAGAUGUGAUAACUGAAUGCCAAAAUGGUGGAAAUAUCAGUUCAGCGAAAGUAGACACCUACGGUGCUGAGUUAUCUUCUGCUACUGAAGCAGCCCAUGUUAGGUACCCUGAUGAACAUUCAGCUAAACAGAGCAUAAUGUACAGAAAGCCCCCCUACACUUUGGGACACUCAUCUUUCUUGUCACAAAACUUAGCCGAAAAUGGUUCAAGAGAAAAUCAUUCUCAAGGAUUAGAAAGAAAGAGCGACGAGGAAAGAGGAACUACCAUUCCACAGAAGAAUCUCUCCUCUAACAUCCACUUACAGGACCUCAACAAGAAUCCAAGCAUCGAAGGGAGGCUGACAAGUUCAAAGAAGAUUUCUAAAGUUAUUAAAUGGAAUCUUGUUGGAUUGAGAAAUGACAAUAAGAAAACUAAGGUUUGUCAGGUGUUGUUUCCUUAUGAGGAUGUUGUCAAGUUUUUCCAAUGUGAAGAAGAGUACAUAUAUCCUAGGGGGCUUUUUAAUUGUGGAAAUAGUUGCUAUGCUAAUGCUGUUUUGCAAUGUCUGACUGGCACAAAACCUCUUAGGAUCUUCCUACUUCGGAGAUUGCAUUCAAAAAGCUGUCGUGUCAAAGAAUGGUGCCUCAUUUGCGAACUUGAGCAAUAUGUUUCAAUGUUGCGGGAAGGAGGUGGUCCUUUAUCUCCCAGUAGGAUCCUUUCAAACAUGAAAAAUAUCGGGUGUCGCAUGGGUGGUGGUGACCAAGAAGAUGCACAUGAAUUCCUGAGGCUUCUAGUUAUGUCCAUGCAAUCUGUCUUCCUCCAAGGAAUGGGUGGUGAGAAGGAAGUUGAUCCAAGGUUGCAAGACACCACACUCAUACAACAGAUAUUUGGUGGUCGCCUCAAAUCAAAGGUUAAAUGCCUAAGAUGCCAUAUUGAGUCUGAACGAUACGAGAGCAUUAUGGAUCUUACACUGGAGAUACACGGUUGGGUUGAGUCACUAGAAGAUGCUCUCACUCAAUUUACUGCUCCCGAGGAUUUAGAUGGAGACAACAUGUACAGAUGUGGAAGGUGUUCGGCAUACGUUAAAGCCAGAAAGCAGUUGAGUGUACAUGAGGUGCCAAACAUACUAACUAUAGUUUUGAAGAGAUUCCAGACAGGGAAGUAUGGCAAAAUUAAUAAGUGUGUUACCUUCCCUGACAUGCUGGACAUGGUUCCAUUUGUGACUGGGACUGUUGACAAUCCUCCCAUUUACCUGUUGUAUGCUGUUGUUGUGCAUUUGGAUGCACAAAAUGCAUCAUUUUCUGGGCACUAUAUUUCAUACAUUAAAGAUCUGGAAGGAACAUGGUUCAGAAUUGACGAUUCUCAGGUGCAAGCAGUAACAUUGAGUCAAGUGAUGUCCGAAGGUGCAUACAUGCUUUUCUAUUCAAGAUCUUUUCCACGUCCCCCACGAGGUUAUGCUGAGAAAAGGCUAUUGAGGCCUCCAACUAGUAUACCAAAGAGCCAGAAAACAUCAAAACAUGCGCAACAAAGACGAAAUGAGACAUUAUUUGCCCGAGAGAACUCAUCGCACCAGAGAAACGGUUUUGGAAAAGAAAAUGAACAUCUCACCGAGGAUGCUGAUGAAUUCUUCCCGAGGCCCACGAGCAGAAACUUCCUGCCAAAUGGAAGAUAUCCAGAUACAUCAGGCACAGAAUUUUCUGAUGCUACAUCGAGCGACUGGACUUUCUUUACAAGCUCAGACGACUCAUCCUUUACCACCGAGGGCACCCGGGAUUCGUUUAGCAUGACGGAUUACGGAGACAAUACCAGCCUUGAUGGUACUAUCUCUUCUCUCUUUGGCACGUUCUACGAACAAGAGCAUGUAGAUGGCAACAACAUAUCUUGGGCAAAAUUCACGCCUUCCAGGCUGCAGAGGAGAUUCUUUCCAGAGAGCACAGGUUGUGUCAUGGAUCGAUCGAUGCUGCCUUGACGAGCCGGCAGCGUACAUAAAGGAAGGAUUAUUGACUGUGGCCGUGCUGCUUCAGCCGCAUAUGUAGUUGGUCAAUGGGAGCGAUCCCAGAAGAGAUGACCGGCCUUGCUGUAUCUUCUGGAUUUUGGGACAAUGUUAGUUUCUCUUAGUUUCUCGGGUGCAGCUGAGUUGUGCUUGUUGAUCAUCGAGCUGAAUUCGACUCCGUCUCAUGUCUUUUUAAUCUAAUGAGGCGUGCCUAAUCUUCAGAAUCCAAGUAAUUUAGUAGAGAUUCUCGAUUUCUUUGUAGUCUUGUUGGAUAAGAAAUGGAAGAGAGAGAGAGAGAGACUGACUA